ACAAGAUAAUAAUAAUUCAUCAAAAGGUGGACGUACAUCAAAUGGUUUUCAACAAAAACAACAAGAUUUAUCAGCUGUAUCAACAGUAAAUGCCAAGGUGAGUUCGAUGGCAUUAAUGGUUCAUCUGCUUAAUGACUAUAAUCAGAUGAUAUAUCUGAUUUCGAAUUCUUUUUCUUCUAUGUCUUUUCUUUCGUAUUACGUUUAUUUAUUAACACUUGUUCAUUUAUCAACACAUUCUAUUUUCGUAAAAUGA
Molecule: messenger RNA, 253 nt
Organism: Rotaria sordida
Lineage: Eukaryota; Metazoa; Rotifera; Eurotatoria; Philodinida; Philodinidae
Source: the annotation of a GenBank genome assembly